Onthophagus taurus is the source of this 797-nucleotide messenger RNA. Lineage: Eukaryota; Metazoa; Arthropoda; Insecta; Coleoptera; Scarabaeidae. The record is from RefSeq and is a predicted model, not a curated record.
UUUUGUUUCUCUCUUGUCAUUAAAAAGAAUUUAAUUAAAAAGAAAAUAAAUCCUAAAGAAUAAAAUGGUUCGCCACAACAACAUGAUUUCCAACAAUCACUUCCAUAAAGAUUGGCAAAAACUGAUACGCAUCAAACUCGAUCAACCAAUGCGAAAAAAACGUCGAAAUCAAAGAAGAAUCGAUAAAGCAAAACGUUUAACUCCGCUUCCAAUUGAUCAUCUUCGUCCAAUCGUUCGCUGCCCAUCCAUUCGUUAUCACUCCAAAACUCGUUUAGGAAGAGGAUUUUCCAUAAAAGAAUUAAAAUCGGCUGGAAUUAAUCGAAAUUACGCGCAAACGAUCGGAAUAGCGGUCGAUAAACGUCGAAGAAAUGUAUCUUUGGAAACGUUAAAAUUGAAUGUUUUGAGAUUACAGAGUUAUUUGGCAAGGGUUGAGAUAUUAAAACGGGUCGAUCCUAAAAUGAAAGUUGCCGUUAAAUGUAAAGAAGAUGAUAAGAAGGUGAAGAAAAAAGACGAUGUUAAGUAUGAAUAUGUCGGUUAUGUUAAAGAAAACGUUUUGGUUAAAAAUGUUAUGCGUUGUAAGGCGAUGGUUCCCACUGAGGAACAAAAGAAAUUUAAAGUAUUCGAAACUUUAAGAAAGGCGAGAAAUGAAGGGAGAAAAUUAAGGACGAAAAUGAAGAAGAAGGAGAAAGAAAAUACUUUUGAGUUUGCAAAAUAAUUUCAAUUUGUUUAGUUGGUUCUUUAUGUUUGUUAUGGAAUAAAAUGUUAUUAACGUUAAUAAAUAAUUUCGAUGUAUCAUA